AGUAACAAGAGGCGAAAACUGACGUUUCGUUUAGUGGAAAAUCAGAUACAUAUCUGUCCACUUUCAGUGCAAUGAAGCUAUAUGUGACUACCGUUGUGGCUCUAGUUUGCGUGUUUAAGGCGCAGGGAGAGCCCCAACCACACAGGACACCGCAUAAAGUGAACGUUGUACGGCAAUAUAAAAGUUCAGAUGGCAGACAUGGAAACCUACAAUUCGGCGGCCUAGCCCCGGGGGGAAUCUUUGGUGGAUCAGCGUGGUCACCGCCAGCACCUCCUGGCCAGCUCCCGCAAUGGGGACAGCCUCUAGGGAACUUAGGACUUAAGCUUCCUCAACCACCAGGCUUAGGAUUUGGACCUGAAGAUCUUGAAAAACAGGUAUUCAACACUCGUCAAUCUGAGAGCUCGAGCCAAAGCGAAAAUGAAUCUAGCUCGAGCCACACCGAAAGUUCUAGCUCGAGUGAAAGCCAAAGUAGUAGUUCGAGCCAGAGCGAGAGUAGCAGCUCGAACCAAAGCCAGAGCAGCUCUAGUAGCUCGAGCCAAAGUGAAAGUAGUUCGAAUCAAAGUGAAAGUAGCUCGAGCCAAAACCAAAGUAGCUCGAGCCAAAGCGAAAGUGAAUCUAGCUCAAGCACCUCCAGCAGUAGCUCAAGUCAAAGCGAAUCCAGUAAUCAAUCUAGUAGCGAUUCUGCAAUUAACUUAAAUAUUGGCGGCGCAUUAGACAGCGUUAAGGAGAUCACUAAUGCUGCAAGGGAUUCUAUAACUGAUGAAUUGAACACCAACACGAGAAUAGCUGAUAGGGGCGUACAAGUGGUGUCUGAUGUAAUUAGAAACCUCUUUGGACAUAAAGGACCUAAAGAAACUAGCGACCUAUUAUAUUCACUGACUGGAUUCCGUGAUGAACGCGCCGCCCUCAAUUACGUGCAGUCGGUCACAGGGCUGACAAACACGAACGACGUGCAGGAGUUCAUCAAACGAGUACGCGGCUCCAGAGACUGGCACUUCGUUAUAAAUUUCCUUAUACAGCUGGAGGGAACAUCAAACAUCCGUGUGGUCGUCGAGCUGUUAAGAGAGUUAACGAAUGAAUUCAAUGUAUUCAAGGCAUAUGAUGUACUUCAACGGCUCGCCGGACACGCCGACUUCGAUUCCGUCUACGAAAUACUUCAAAAGAUUUCAGGAGAAAAGAAUUCUCAUGAAAUCGCCGACUUUUUCAGACAUAUCGCCCAUACUAAAGGCGUUGAAGGUGUCAGAUUAUUCGUCCUCAAAUUGACCGGAGGCAUUGGGCCUUCCGAAUUUCCGAAAGUAUUCCAGAACUUACUACCGGAAGUUGAUAUGAAGGGAGCUUUCGAUUUCCUCAUCUCAGUUACUAGAAGUCAAGAAAUCGGGGAAGCAAUCAAGACCUUCAUUUCCAUACUGAGGAGGAACACCUUCUCUGAGUGUAUCGUAGUGAUCAAGAAGGCCACCGGACAGAGUCAACUGAAGUACGCAUUGGAGGAACUCACACAAGAAACUAAGAGGACAAGUCUUCGAGUGAUCGUCGACAAUUUAUACAAGAUUUCUGGACGUCUGGAUUUGGAAGACGUACGAGUUAUUUUCCAACAAAUUUUCAAUACUGACAAUAUCGUGUCGACUAUCGCGAAAAUCAACAAGGUGACAAAAAGGAGCGACGCCAUUUUCUUCCUCACCAGCUUGCUGGAUAUCACCAGGACGAGAGUCAUACAAGACGCUAACACGGUCAUCAAAGGUCUUACUACAAGAGAUUUAAAUAUAUUGGAUAUUUUGGAGCAAAUACGCAUCAAAUCGGGCCAUGAUGAUAUCAUUGACUUCUUCAAGAAACUGACAUCUUACACCAGCACCAAAUCUGUCCAACGAGCAUGGCAAGAAAUCGUUACCAUCACGCAAAUUAACGAUAUCUUUGAAUUCUUCGAGACCGUCUACAAGUAUACCCGGGUGGAGGUUCUAAUAUUCAUCGAGACGAUACUCCGGAUCACGAACUCUACCAAUAUCAGCGCAGCCACAUCUAAAUUCACCAAGAUUACCAAUACUAGCAGCUUCUUCGAGUCCAUCAAAGUAAUUUACGACAUCAUCCAGUAUGAUAUCGUUAAAUUCUUCGAGAGUCUCAUCACCAUCAGUAAGAGAUUCUAUUUCGAUGAAGUCAUUACGAUUAUAGAGGAAUACACAGAAACUACAGACUUCAUUGACGCUUUGAGAAAUAUAAGGAAGGCGACAGGAGAAGAUGAUAUCAUCAAGGCAAUCGAGAUUAUCAAAAACGACCCGACCAAACCCACAACUACCACGACGACGACCACAACGCCAGCCCCAACCACUACCACGACCACAACCCAAGCUCCAAUCACCAUAACCCUAGCACCAACUACCACAACGCCAGCUCCAAUUACCACCACUCCAGUAUCAGUCUCUACUAGACCGACAUCGGAAUCGGGAGAAUCCACCCAGAGUUCAGAAACGGAAAGUAACUCGGCAAGUCAAUCAUCACAAUCCGAGCAAUCAGAACAAAGUAGCUCACAAAACCAGUCUGAAUCCCAAUCCUCAUCGGAAUCUGAACAAAGUAAUUCACAAAGUCAAUCUGAGUCACAAUCAACGUCAACAGAAAACAAGAAUUCGAGAGAAGUUGAGAUUGAAACGCGAACAGAGAGGAUAAUAGAGGAGAGAGAAAAACAACAAAUAGAAGAAGAAGUCCAACAAAAUCAGUCUGAAACCCAAUCAACUUCAUCAGAAAGCGAGCAAAGAGAACAAAGUAGCUCACAAAGCCAAUCUACAUCGCAAGUAGAGAAAUCACAGGCAGAUGAAUCUAGCUCACAGAGUCAAUCUACAUCUCAAGCAGCCUCCUCACAAUCGGACGAAUCGCAACAAGCUAACUCACAGAGUCAAGCUGCAUCUCAAGCAUCGUCAUCAGAAUCAGAGCAAUCACAACAAGCUAGUUCACAGAGUCAAGCUGCAUCUCAAGCAGCAUCAUCAGAAUCAGAGGAAUCACAACAAGCUAGCUCACAGAGUCAAGCCGCAUCUCAAGCAGCCUCCUCACAAUCAGAAGAAUCACAACAAGCUAGCUCACAGAGUCAGUCUGCAUCUCAAGCAGCCUCCUCACAAUCGGACGAAUCACAACAAGCUAACUCACAGAGUCAAGCUGCAUCUCAAGCAUCGUCAUCAGAAUCAGAGCAAUCACAACAAGCUAGUUCACAGAGUCAAGCUGCAUCUCAAGCAGCAUCUUCAGAAUCAGAGGAAUCACAACAAGCUAGCUCACAGAGUCAAGCUGCAUCUCAGGCAGCAUCAUCAGAAUCAGAGGAAUCACAACAAGCUAGCUCACAGAGUCAAGCCGCAUCUCAAGCAGCAUCAUCAGAAUCAGAGGAAUCACAACAAGCUAGCUCACAGAGUCAAGCCGCAUCUCAAGCAGCAUCAUCAGAAUCAGAGGAAUCACAACAGGCUAGCUCACAGAAUCAAUCCGCAUCUCAAGCAUCGUCAUCAGAAUCAGAGCAAUCACAACAAGCAAGCUCACAGAGUCAAGCUGCAUCUCAAGUAGCCUCCUCACAAUCAGAUGAAUCACAACAAGCUAGCUCACAGAGUCAAGCUGCAUCUCAAGCAGCGUCUUCAGAAUCAGAGGAAUCACAACAAGCAAGCUCACAGAGUCAAGCUGCAUCUCAAGCAGCUUCCUCACAAUCAGAUGAAUCACAACAAGCUAGCUCACAGAGUCAAGCUGCAUCUCAAGCAGCCUCCUCACAAUCAGAUGAAUCACAACAAGCUAGCUCACAGAGUCAAGCUGCAUCUCAAGCAGCAUCAUCAGAAUCAGAGGAAUCACAACAAGCUAGCUCACAGAGUCAAGCCGCAUCUCAAGCAGCCUCCUCACAAUCAGAAGAAUCACAACAAGCUAGCUCACAGAGUCAGUCUGCAUCUCAAGCAGCCUCCUCACAAUCGGACGAAUCACAACAAGCUAACUCACAGAGUCAAGCUGCAUCUCAAGCAUCGUCAUCAGAAUCAGAGCAAUCACAACAAGCUAGUUCACAGAGUCAAGCUGCAUCUCAAGCAGCAUCUUCAGAAUCAGAGGAAUCACAACAAGCUAGCUCACAGAGUCAAGCUGCAUCUCAGGCAGCAUCAUCAGAAUCAGAGGAAUCACAACAAGCUAGCUCACAGAGUCAAGCCGCAUCUCAAGCAGCAUCAUCAGAAUCAGAGGAAUCACAACAAGCUAGCUCACAGAGUCAAGCCGCAUCUCAAGCAGCAUCAUCAGAAUCAGAGGAAUCACAACAGGCUAGCUCACAGAAUCAAUCCGCAUCUCAAGCAUCGUCAUCAGAAUCAGAGCAAUCACAACAAGCAAGCUCACAGAGUCAAGCUGCAUCUCAAGUAGCCUCCUCACAAUCAGAUGAAUCACAACAAGCUAGCUCACAGAGUCAAGCUGCAUCUCAAGCAGCGUCUUCAGAAUCAGAGGAAUCACAACAAGCAAGCUCACAGAGUCAAGCUGCAUCUCAAGCAGCUUCCUCACAAUCAGAUGAAUCACAACAAGCUAGCUCACAGAGUCAAGCUGCAUCUCAAGCAGCCUCCUCACAAUCAGAUGAAUCACAACAAGCUAGCUCACAGAGUCAAGCUGCAUCUCAAGCAGCGUCAUCAGAAUCAGAGGAAUCACAACAAGCUAGCUCACAGAGUCAAGCCGCAUCUCAAACAGCGUCAACAGAAUCAGAGGAAUCACAACAAGCAAGCUCACAGAGUCAAGCUGCAUCUCAAGCAGCUUCCUCGCAAUCAGAUGAAUCACAACAAGCUAGCUCACAGAGUCAAGCCGCAUCUCAAGCAGCAUCAUCAGAAUCAGAGGAAUCACAACAAGCUAGCUCACAGAGUCAAGCCGCAUCUCAAGCAGCAUCAUCAGAAUCAGAGGAAUCACAACAAGCUAGCUCACAGAGUCAAGCCGCAUCUCAAGCAGCAUCAUCAGAAUCAGAGGAAUCACAACAAGCUAGCUCACAGAGUCAAGCCGCAUCUCAAGCAUCGUCAUCAGAAUCAGAGCAAUCACAACAAGCUAGCUCACAGAGUCAAGCUGCAUCUCAAGUAGCCUCCUCACAAUCAGAUGAAUCACAACAAGCUAGCUCACAGAGUCAAGCUGCAUCUCAAGCAGCGUCAUCAGAAUCAGAGCAAUCACAACAAGCUAGCUCACAGAGUCAAGCUGCAUCUCAAGCAUCGUCAUCAGAAUCAGAGCAAUCACAACAAGCUAGUUCACAGAGUCAAGCUGCAUCUCAAGCAGCAUCUUCAGAAUCAGAGGAAUCACAACAAGCUAGCUCACAGAGUCAAGCUGCAUCUCAGGCAGCAUCAUCAGAAUCAGAAGAAUCACAACAAGCUAGCUCACAGAGUCAAGCUGCAUCUCAAGCAGCCUCCUCACAAUCAGAAGAAUCACAACAAGCUAGCUCACAGAGUCAGUCUGCAUCUCAAGCAUCGUCAUCAGAAUCAGAGCAAUCACAACAAGCUAGUUCACAGAGUCAAGCAGCAUCUUCAGAAUCAGAGGAAUCACAACAAGCUAGCUCACAGAGUCAAGCUGCAUCUCAGGCAGCAUCAUCAGAAUCAGAAGAAUCACAACAAGCUAGCUCACAGAGUCAAGCUGCAUCUCAAGCAGCCUCCUCACAAUCAGAAGAAUCACAACAAGCUAGCUCACAGAGUCAGUCUGCAUCUCAAGCAGCCUCCUCACAAUCAGAAGAAUCACAACAAGCUAGCUCACAGAGUCAGUCUGCAUCUCAAGCAGCCUCCUCACAAUCAGAUGAAUCACAACAAGCUAGCUCACAGAGUCAGUCUGCAUCUCAAGCAGCCUCCUCACAAUCAGAUGAAUCACAACAAGCUAGCUCACAGAGUCAGUCUGCAUCUCAAGCAUCGUCAUCAGAAUCAGAGGAAUCACAACAAGCUAGCUCACAGAGUCAAGCCGCAUCUCAAGCAGCAUCUUCAGAAUCAGAGGAAUCACAACAAGCUAGCUCACAGAGUCAAGCUGCAUCUCAGGCAGCAUCAUCAGAAUCAGAAGAAUCACAACAAGCUAGCUCACAGAGUCAAGCUGCAUCUCAAGCAGCCUCCUCACAAUCAGAAGAAUCACAACAAGCUAGCUCACAGAGUCAGUCUGCAUCUCAAGCAGCCUCCUCACAAUCAGAAGAAUCACAACAAGCUAGCUCACAGAGUCAGUCUGCAUCUCAAGCAGCCUCCUCACAAUCAGAUGAAUCACAACAAGCUAGCUCACAGAGUCAAGCCGCAUCUCAAGCAGCCUCCUCACAAUCAGAUGAAUCACAACAAGCUAGCUCACAGAGUCAAGCCGCAUCUCAAGCAGCAUCAUCAGAAUCAGAGGAAUCACAACAAGCUAGCUCACAGAGUCAAGCCGCAUCUCAAACAGCGUCAACAGAAUCAGAGGAAUCACAACAAGCAAGCUCACAGAGUCAAGCUGCAUCUCAAGCAGCUUCCUCGCAAUCAGAUGAAUCACAACAAGCUAGCUCACAGAGUCAAGCCGCAUCUCAAGCAGCAUCAUCAGAAUCAGAGGAAUCACAACAAGCUAGCUCACAGAGUCAAGCCGCAUCUCAAGCAGCAUCAUCAGAAUCAGAGGAAUCACAACAAGCUAGCUCACAGAGUCAAGCCGCAUCUCAAGCAGCAUCAUCAGAAUCAGAGGAAUCACAACAAGCUAGCUCACAGAGUCAAGCCGCAUCUCAAGCAUCGUCAUCAGAAUCAGAGCAAUCACAACAAGCUAGCUCACAGAGUCAAGCUGCAUCUCAAGUAGCCUCCUCACAAUCAGAUGAAUCACAACAAGCUAGCUCACAGAGUCAAGCUGCAUCUCAAGCAGCGUCAUCAGAAUCAGAGGAAUCACAACAAGCAAGCUCACAGAGUCAAGCUGCAUCUCAAGUAGCUUCCUCACAAUCAGAUGAAUCACAACAAGCUAGCUCACAGAGUCAAGCUGCAUCUCAAGCAGCCUCCUCACAAUCAGAUGAAUCACAACAAGCUAGCUCACAGAGUCAAGCUGCAUCUCAAGCAGCGUCAUCAGAAUCAGAUCAAUCACAACAAGCUAGCUCACAGAGUCAAUCCGUAUCUCAAGCAGCAUCAUCAGAAUCAGAGGAAUCACAACAAGCUAGCUCACAGAGUCAAGCCGCAUCUCAAACAGCGUCAACAGAAUCAGAGGAAUCACAACAAGCAAGCUCACAGAGUCAAGCUGCAUCUCAAGCAGCUUCCUCGCAAUCAGAUGAAUCACAACAAGCUAGCUCACAGAGUCAAGCCGCAUCUCAAGCAGCAUCAUCAGAAUCAGAGGAAUCACAACAAGCUAGCUCAAAGAGUCAAGCUGCAUCUCAAGCAGCUUCCUCACAAUCAGAUGAAUCACAACAAGCUAGCUCACAGAGUCAAGCCGCAUCUCAAGCAUCGUCAUCAGAAUCAGAGGAAUCACAACAAGCUAGCUCACAGAGUCAAGCCGCAUCUCAAGCAGCAUCAUCAAAAUCAGAGGAAUCACAACAAGCAAGCUCACAGAGUCAAGCCGCAUCUCAAGCAUCGUCAUCAGAAUCAGAGCAAUCACAACAAGCUAGCUCACAGAGUCAAGCUGCAUCUCAAGUAGCCUCCUCACAAUCAGAUGAAUCACAACAAGCUAGCUCACAGAGUCAAGCUGCAUCUCAAGCAGCGUCAUCAGAAUCAGAGGAAUCACAACAAGCAAGCUCACAGAGUCAAGCUGCAUCUCAAGCAGCUUCCUCACAAUCAGAUGAAUCACAACAAGCUAGCUCACAGAGUCAAGCUGCGUCUCAAGUAGCCUCCUCACAAUCAGAUGAAUCACAACAAGCUAGCUCACAGAGUCAAGCUGCAUCUCAAGCAGCGUCAUCAGAAUCAGAGGAAUCACAACAAACAAGCUCACAGAGUCAAGCUGCAUUUCAAGCAGCUUCCUCACAAUCAGAUGAAUCACAACAAGCUAGCUCACAGAGUCAAGCUGCAUCUCGAGGAGCGUCAUCAGAAUCAGAGGAAUCACAAGAAGCUAAUGCACAGAGUCAGUCUGCAUCCCAAUCAGCCGCAUCGUCUUCUGAGAAUUCAUCAGAGAAUGCGCAAUCAGAACAAGCUAAUGCACAAAGUCAGUCUGCAUCCCAAUCAGCUGCAUCGUCGUCUGAGAAUUCAUCAGAGAAUGCGCAAUCAGAACAAGCUAAUGCACAAAGUCAAUCUGCAUCCCAAUCAGCUGCAUCGUCUUCUGAGAAUUCAUCAGAGAAUGCGCAAUCAGAACAAGCUAAUGCACAAAGUCAGUCUGCAUCCCAAUCAGCUGCAUCGUCGUCUGAGAAUUCAUCAGAGAAUGCACAAUCAGAACAAGCUAAUGCACAGAGUCAGUCUGAGUCUCAAUCAGCCUCUCAAAAUGCUGCUAAUGAAUCUUCACAACAAUCAGUUCAACAAGAGUCAGAGGCGACUGGACCUACACAACCCAUUCAACCAACUCGACCGACCGUAUCUACCCAGCCAACUGACCCGACCCAACCAACUCAGCCAACUCUUCCAACUGAACCCACCCAACCAACUCAACCUACCGUACCAACCCAACCAACUCUUCCAACUGAACCCACCCAACCAACUGUACCAACUCAACCUACUCAACCAACACAGCCAACUCUUCCGACUGAACCCACCCAACCAACUGCACCAACUCAACCUACUCAACCAACACAGCCAACGCUUCCAACUGAACCUACCCAACCAACUGCACCAACUCAACCUACUCAACCAACACAGCCAACUCUUCCAACUGAACCCACCCAACCAACUGCACCAACUCAAUCUACUCAACCAACACAGCCAACUCUUCCAACUGAACCUACCCAACCAACUGCACCAACUCAACCUACUCAACCAACACAGCCAACUCUUCCAACUGAACCCACCCAACCAACUGCACCAACUCAACCUACUCAACCAACACAGCCAACUCUUCCAACUGAACCCACCCAACCAACUGCACCAACUCAACCUACUCAGCUAACUGAAACAGCACAAAGUAAGGAGGCAGAAUCAGAAACAAAUAGCGCAGAACAAUUACAACGAAGUAGCAGUUCUGAGGCGCAGUCAGAAGCAAAUAGUGAAGAACAAUCACAGCAAACAGAAUCCCAAGAAAACAGCAGUUCAGAAGAACAGUCAGAAGCAAACCGUAACGCAGAAUCCCAACAAAGUGCCAGUUCAGAAGCACAGUCAGAAGCAAGCCGAGAAGCAGAAUCCCAACAAAGCAGCAGUUCUGAAGCACAAUCUGAAGCAAGCCGAGAAGCAGAAUCUCAACAAAGCAACAGUUCUGAAGCACAAUCUGAAGCAAGCCGAGAAGCAGAAUCCCAACAAAGCAGCAGUUCUGAAGCACAAUCUGAAGCAAGCCGAGAAGCAGAAUCCCAACAAAGCAGCAGUUCUGAAGCACAAUCUGAAGCAAGUCGAGAAGCAGAAUCCCAACAAAGCAGCAGUUCUGAAGCACAAUCAGAAGCAAGCCGAGAAGCAGAAUCCCAACAAAGCAGCAGUUCUGAAGCACAAUCUGAAGCAAGCCGAGAAGCAGAAUCCCAACAAAGUAGUAGUUCUGAAGCACAAUCUGAAGCAAGUCGAGAAGCAGAAUCCCAACAAAGCAGCAGUUCUGAAGCACAAUCUGAAGCAAGCCGAGAAGCAGAAUCCCAACAAAGCAGCACCUCUGAUGCACAAUCAGAAGCAAGCCGAGAAGCAGAAUCCCAACAAAGCAGCACCUCUGCAGCACAAUCUGAAGCAAGCCGAGAAGCAGAAUCCCAACAAAGCAGCAGUUCUGAAGCACAAUCAGAAGCAAGCCGAGAAGCAGAGUCACAACAUAACAGCAGCUCUGAGGCACAGUCAGCUGCAAAUGAAGAUGAAAUAGAACAAUCUUCCAGUCCUGUGGGCCCACCAGUCAGGCCAGGAACUGGUGGCAAAUUGGCUGUGCAGCAAGGAAAGAAAGAAAUCCUGCACGCAUUGGAAACGAGUAUGAACUUAAAGAUUCUAAUACUACCAAACGGUCCAAAACAGAAGAACUGCUAUUGUACCUGCGAGAGUGAUGCCACACCAAAAUUAGUUCCUGUGAAGGACUUGCCAGCUGAAAUAACGGCAAUAGAAUCCUAAAUAAAAACUUUAAAAAAUAUUUAAUAAUAAAAAAAAUAUAUAAAUAGAAUAUUUUAUAUUUAUGUGCAUGGUCGUAGCUAGGAAGUCAUCGAGGGGCAAUGCCCUUCCUUAAAAGGCCCAAUGUCUUACCUAAAAAUGAAAGGCCCAAGAAAAUUAGACAGAUUCGUCACUUAAAUAUGGCUUCUGCCCUACCUAAAAGUUCUUUUGCCCUACCUUAAACUUGAUUCUAGAUACGGCCUUGUUUAUGUGUAAUUAUUUUUCAACUUCUCUAUUAACUAAAUACAUAAAUUAAAAUAAUGUUAAACUAUAUAAUAUAUACCUAAAUAUAGUUAAUAAAACAUAAAAUAGUGUUAUAUGAUAUUAAAAAAUAUAUUUUUAAUAAUAAAAUGAUAAGAAACAAUAAUUAUAAUUAGUCAAUUGUAUUAAUUAAAUGAUUUCUUGUUAAACUGUGUAGUUAUGUUUAUCAUAUAGUUGUGAUUGCUUGAAUAUUUAAAGUAUUAUUACUUACAUAAGACUUAUGUAUUUUCAAGCAAUAAAUAUUUGUAUAUUUUUUGUUUU
Molecule: messenger RNA, 10619 nt
Organism: Galleria mellonella (greater wax moth)
Lineage: Eukaryota; Metazoa; Arthropoda; Insecta; Lepidoptera; Pyralidae
Product: serine-rich adhesin for platelets-like
Exons: 27
Coding region: 72-10061 (3329 amino acids)
Source: RefSeq, a predicted model, not a curated record